AUAGUAGUAAGUCACAUCCCCCACAUUAAAGAAAAAACAAAAGGCAACUUUAUCGUCGAAAGUGAAAACCGGAAAGCUCCCCCUUUCCGAUUGCUCCGCUCGGACUUCCCCCGAUUCUCGCGCCUUCAAUAUUUUAUCUUCCCUUUGGCUCCAAAUGAAUUUGCUGGAUAAGCUGAAGAGGCACACAAAGACGGAACCGGGUGAAGUUAAAGCACCCCAAGUCCAAGUUCCAGUUUACUGGCUCGAGACCUCCGAUACCGUCUCUCGUCGUUAUGAGUUUGAACCCGACGGCUACCUCUCUGUGAAGGUGGUUAAUGAUUCAAGACCAGUAUACCAUAGGGUGGUUGAAUCUUUCCUGAAUAAGUUUUUCCCCUCUGGAUAUCCUUAUAGUGUGAAUGAGGGUUACCUUAGAUACACACAAUUUCGGGCAUUGCAACACAUGACAAGUGCAGCAUUAUCGGUUUUAUCGACUCAGUCACUUUUAUUUGCUGCAGGCUUGCGACCUACCCCUGCUCAGGCAACUGCAGUUAGCUGGAUAUUGAAAGACGGAAUGCAGCAUAUGGGAAAGCUCAUAUGCAGUAAUUUAGGUGCAAGAAUGGACUCAGAACCAAAACGUUGGAGAAUUUUGGCUGAUGUGCUCUAUGAUUUGGGUACUGGUUUGGAAGUUCUUUCACCUUUAUGUCCUCACCUUUUUCUCGAAGUAGCAGGGCUCGGUAAUUUUGCAAAGGGAAUGGCAGUGGUUGCUGCAAGGGCAACUAGAUUACCAAUAUAUUCUUCAUUUGCCAAAGAAGGGAAUCUUAGUGACCUAUUUGCAAAAGGAGAGGCCAUAUCAACACUUUUCAACGUGGUUGGGUUAGGUGUUGGGAUUCACUUGGCAUCUACUGUUUGCUCAUCAAUGCAAGGGAAGUUGAUUGCUGGGCCUCUUCUUUCCAUCAUUCAUGUGUUUAGUGUCGUCGAAGAAAUGCGAGCUGCACCAAUUAAUACAUUGAAUCCUCAGAGGACUGCCAUGAUUGUGGCUGAUUUUCUAAAGACUGGAAAGGUAUCUAGCCCUGCUGAUCUCAGAUACCGGGAAGACCUCCUAUUUCCUGGACGGCUAAUCGAAGAUGCUGGAAAUGUGAAAGUAGGAAGGGCUUUGCACAAGGUUGUCAAGCCUUCAAAGCUUCAGGAAUGGAAAGAAACAUUCCCGGAAGAGAAGUUUGUUUUGAGUCAUGGAAAUAAAUGGACUGACAUGUUGUUAGAACAUAAUGCUACUGCAGAAGAUGCACUAAGAGGUUGGCUAGUUGCUGCGUACGCCACAAGCAUGGAGAAGUCCUUCCAUGAGCCAAGUGCUAGUAUGUUGCAAGAUGCUUACGACAAGAUGAACAGCAUUUUCACUCCAUUCCUGAAUGAGCUACAGGCUAAAGGUUGGCAUACCGAUCGUUUUCUUGACGGAACGGGAAGCCGUUUUGCAUUUUGAUAUCUCUUAGUUCACACCCAUGCUAAGGUAAUAGAUAUUGAUUUGUUGAAACUAAGCUGGAAAAAGGGAUACGAGGACAUCUUUUGCAUUUUCAGAAAGAGGAUUGCAUUUGUUUUAGAGAGGUAGUGAUGUGCUUGUAAUUUGCAUUUAGAUUCUAGUGUACUUGCACCAACUUGGAUUUGAAUUUUAUGAAAUGAAAAAUACAGGGAAAAAUCAUCCCUGUUUGUUGUUUAA
Messenger RNA from Gossypium raimondii (Peruvian cotton), 1690 nucleotides. Its product is annotated as protein root UVB sensitive 2, chloroplastic. NCBI's taxonomy places the organism in Eukaryota, Viridiplantae, Streptophyta, Magnoliopsida, Malvales, Malvaceae. Gene Ontology annotation, biological process: response to UV-B; auxin polar transport. The coding region runs from base 155 to 1456 and encodes 433 amino acids. The transcript has 10 exons. Gene Ontology annotation, cellular component: chloroplast envelope. The record is from RefSeq and is a predicted model, not a curated record.